AUGCGUGGUUCAGUUAUGUUCUUGCGUGCAAGCCGUCCUCUUUUAGAGAAGGCAACUUCAACGUUGCGGCAUGCUGUUGAGGUUGCAUAUGCGUCCGGUAUAUUGGGACCCGUUCCCCGCAGUCUCAAAGGGGCGUUUGAGGCCGAUGCCUUUGCGCCGACCUUCGUGGCUGACCCGAUGAGGCCACGACAACAAAUUGGCAUGGACGGCAGUGAUUACUGUAAUGAGAGGGCGCGUGAUCGGAUCCGUUUUGCCUCUCGCUGUGCGGAAGAAGCGAGCGUUGCGGCAUCGUCAUUGGCGGUGUCGAUUGCCCACGUGGAGGGGGUUGUGCGACGUGUGGAGUGCGGUAGCGUUGAUGCCGAUACGGUUCUGCAGCUGAUCCUAGAGCUGGAGGAGGGAAACGAGCGAAUUCCAUUCGCGGCCCGGUGGCGCCCGGCUUGCAGCGAGAGCCUGCGGGGGCUUAAGAACGGUAAAUAUGUGGCGGAUGCGAAGCAGCGACUUGAGGGGAAGCGAGUGGUUUUGAGCGGGAGGCUGCAGGUGGAGGAGCGGUACGACCUGCACAGCAACAUGCUGCACAAGGUGCCAACCCUCAUUUUGCCUUCAACGCCGUCUCUUGAGGGAAGCUGUUUGUCUGUUCUUGCCGACUGA
Trypanosoma cruzi is the source of this 648-nucleotide messenger RNA. RefSeq names its product MP24, putative. Lineage: Eukaryota; Euglenozoa; Kinetoplastea; Trypanosomatida; Trypanosomatidae. Bases 1 to 648 code for a protein of 215 amino acids. The record is from RefSeq and is a predicted model, not a curated record. The transcript has a single exon.